AUGCCCAAAGAGGACUUUGCAUUGUGGACCCUGUCGCUACCGGAAGCCCGAUUUUUUGCAAUUAAGGCAAACAGCAAGAAAAUAACCACGAAGAAGGUAGCCGCUAUUUCACUUCUUCUAAUCAUUCUUUCUACAUUGGUCUGCCUGCACCGAAACAGUCACCUGGUUUCUUUUAAGGCCGCUCCCAUGAAUGACUGCUUUCAAAUUCACCUCGGCGGUGGCGUCAACGCCCAUUUCGGGCCCGGCCUCCUAGUGAAGACCAACCCAUUUCUUGGGCCUCGCGAACCCAUCGCUGGCGCGCUGGAGUACAUUGUUGAGAGCGUGCACACUGGAUCACAGGUAAGAAGUCUGAUACGUUUAUGGUAGGCAGCGAAAAAGCGACUAGUCAGUUCGAACUCACAAAUCUGUCUGGACUCCUAACUUCGAUCGGAGCGCACCAACUGCAGUUACUAUCAUGGGUGCAUGAAGUGUAGAAUUGUGUUGUUCGAAAACAAGUAGCACUUCACUUCCGUUCUAUUCCCCCCCCCUACUCCCUUAUUAUAACGAAAUAUUACCUUAAAUGACUAAGGGGAAUAGAGUGGUUGUUUCCAGAUUUUUCGUCAUUGUUGGCCAGCCAAACACAAAUUCCCGCCUAAUUGGGAAUCUGUAAAGUUCAAGUCCCGGUCCGGUUGGUCACAUAAUUUGUCGCUCUAACAGCCGCACCAUAAUUUUGGGCUCUUUUGGCUACGAAUGGAAGUGCUCCGCGUCCUAUGGAAGCGACCUUCAGUAGUCGGCAGGAUAAGGGAAUAGAAACCCCUGGGUGAGCUUGGUGUAAAUUUCGGGGAGAUUAGAGUCAGAGCUAAGGCUUAGAUUAUGCUCUGGAUUAGGUUGAGGCUCAGGGUUGUGAUUUGCGCAGAAUUAUGCUCGGAGUUAAUGUUAGGAUUUGAGCAUGGGAUUAGGUACACAUCCUGGAAGUUGGCGCGGAGGCACCUGCAUUACGGGGGGUCUUUAUCCCCAUGUCCUACCCAAUGAUAUAAGACGAAUUCCGCAUGGAGUUUAGACUUUCUGUUUCGUAUUUGAGGAGACACAUAGUGAGCGAUUGACUGACAAGGACAAAAGGGCUGUUGAUAAGAAGAAGAAGAAGAAGAAGAAGAAGAAGAAGAAGAAGAAGAAGCGAUCGCUGGAACAAGGCCUUUAUUCGCCUGAAGUUUUGGAUUUUCAUCUGAACCCAUCAUCAGAGACAGUGGCGAAAACGAGUGAUUCGUGCACAGGACGCAGUUGCUAUGCUACCGCAUACCCAUAGUAAUCAACCGCGCUCCCCUUCAUCAAGCCGGCGUAUGUCCAAAAGAAUAAGAGAACACCUUCCGGCAUGGUUAGGAAAGGGCUAAAUAAAGAACGUCAACAGCUCUAUCCUCGCCCGCAUGGUAGACACAGAUCACUGUGCAGAUGCCGGACAGGCAUUCCGAGUGAUUUACAAGGUCACGUCAAGCUAUCCAAAAUCACUUGGACAGUGUCUGUUGGCAACUGUAGAGGCGACUGCAAUCAGGCUAUAAAAACCAGUUCUAUGCGCAAAAAAGAACUUCGCACAAGCCCCAUAGUUACCAUGGGCCAAAGCCACCAUGCUAACCACCUGCGUAUAACUACCCCGUCCCAGUGUCCGCCACCCCCUUCUCCCCCUGACACUGACGGUAACUUUGUUUUUCACCUAACCCACUCUGACCCUCCCCCCCCCCUCAAACCCCAGAUACAGAAUAACUUCUGCUUGCCCGCAUUCUCCUUCUAAUAAUGUCGAUAGCAAUAUACAUAUAUAGACCUGAUGAGAAUUUAUCGAAAGCUUACGUAUGCUUGUCGAUUUGUCUUUUAAAUUCUUUAAUGGAAAUUUUCGCAACGCUACAGUAGAUGUGCUAACUCAUGAAAUGUCAACCAAAAUUUCGAAAUGCGUUCUCGUUUCGAAAAGAUAAAUUUAGUAGUGUUGUAAAACUAAUCAUGAUGCAGCAUAAAUCUAUAAUGAUCCAGUUACCUCAGGGUGUCGGCUUUCGAAAGAACUUAUUUUCGACUGCAUGCAAGAUCUAUACUCUGCAAAAAAUGACUACUUAUGUAGUAUGCAAUUUUCUCAUUGAUUUCGAUGCCCUUGAAAAUUCAAUUAUAUGUCAUAGAAAACAUGCAUAAAAAUAUUCAUUCUUUUACUUAUUCGGUAGAAAAUCACGUCCUCUUCCAAUUUUAUACUCAAAAGAAGAGUAUAAUUCGGUUUUUAAAAAGUUUCUUAUUGUGAGAUUUUUUAAUACCGUUAAAUGGCCGUUCAUGAAACGUCAUGUAUCUGUAUUUACGAAUGUGGCUUGUAAAGUUAACAAUAUUGCUCAAAUUCACUGCUUAAUUCUAUGAACCUCAUAUGGUCUCCUCUUAACACCGUAGAGAAAUACAUGCAAUAUUGUUAACUUUACAAGCCACAUUCGUAAAUGCAGAUACAUGACGUUUUAUGAACGGCCAUGAAACGGUAUUAAAAAAUCUCACAAUAAGAAACUUUUUAAAAACCGAAUUAUACUCUUCUUUUGAGUAUAAAAUUGGAAGAGGACGUGAUUUUCUACCGAAUAAGUAAAAGAAUGAAUAUUUUUAUGCAUGUUUUCUAUGACAUAUAAUUGAAUUUUCAAGGGCAUCGAAAUCAAUGAGAAAAUUGCAUACUACAUAAGUAGUCAUUUUUUGCAGAGUAUAGAUCUUGCAUGCAGUCGAAAAUAAGUUCUUUCGAAAGCCGACACCCUGAGGUAACUGGAUCAUUAUAGAUUUAUGCUGCAUCAUGAUUAGUUUUACAACACUACUAAAUUUAUCUUUUCGAAACGAGAACGCAUUUCGAAAUUUUGGUUGACAUUUUAUGAGUUAGCACAUCUACUGUAUAUUAACCUCCAGAGGUCCAAAAGUACUUAGUAGAUUUUGCAGUAAGUUGGAGUGCAUUGAUUGAAGAGUGUUUGAUGUUUUUCUGCGAUUGCCUAGCGGCGGAUCAGAGUUCAUUUUAACGUAGAACGACACUUUUUACAACAGCAGGGCGUGAGACUAUCUAGCAGUGUUCGCAGUGUUUGCACCACGCUUCGUUGACUGUCUUUUUGAGCAUUCCCAGCUUUUAUUCACACACUUUACGGAUCCUAAGGCGCGAGUGUGCAUGGAAAGAAAGGAGGCGCUGCCAUAUCCGACUCCCUUUGUAUGGAGACUUGGCUGUUCAUUUUCUCUUGUUAUGCAGGAUUUAUCGGUCAAAAUAGAAAUGACACGACUCGGAAAAAGACACUCCCGGUAAAUACUGGCUGUUAUACGCACGUCAAUGAAUCCUUCCAGGUAGUCUACUAAAUACCAUCGAACCACCACCGGUCACAGCAACAGUGCAUUAGCACAAUGCAGAACAGCCCUAUGAGAGCAAAUAACCCUUGCACAGGAAGUGAAGUUGUCGCAACUUGAACGUCUACUUCGACGAAUCCGUAUAACCCCGAGUAAGGUAGCCGCAGUGACAUGAGAAGGACGCCUACUCGUCUGGCCUGAUUUCGAGACAGCUUAGGGGGUGUCAACAAAUACGGUGGUGUUGAAUGAUCAUUUCUGGCUCGAUGACUUGUGAGUCAUUGGUUGAGCAUCCAGAUUCAAGAUAGUAACCCCGAAUUGAAUCCCAGUUCCCACUGAUCUGCGGUUAGGGUUGGCCUAGAGGGUGACAAUGAACAAACCCGGCAUUGUCACUGUGACCUUAGCGUAUCGCUCUCCGGAUAACAGUCUCUUUACUCACAUGUGAUUGGGAACAUCGCAUCGUGCGGAAAUGGUGUUCACUGGUUGAUCCUGAUUUCAGUACAGAGCAUGGGGGGUUUGAGAGUGGACUGCUCGCCCACGGCUAGAGGGUAGAGCGUUUGACUUAUGGCCCACUUACCAAAUUGCACUUCUUGACGAAACAGUAUGCUACUGCUAUUGAAUCCCAAAGUGCGUUUAAAGUCGAGAAGGCUAGAAGAGACUCCAAUUUGGGGAGAAGCUAAAAUAAGUAUGGUCUAAACAGGAAAAGGCGGGAACGGUCGGCGAGGCGACCGUGGUAAACAUGACGAGAGGCCGAACAAAAAUCCCUUCUGCUGUAGGGGGAUCACAAAUAAUCCUGAAGUAAAGGAUGCGACUGCAAAUUCCAGGCAUGAAGAAAAAUACGCAAAAACCAGGGAUGCGCCUUAUCCCACGGACUACUGGGUUAGAACUUCUGCUCUGAAAGAUGAGCGUUUUACACAUCAGGUCCUCCGCUUCAUGCCUCCUCACUGUUGACCAACGUCAGUCUCGCACGAGAUGGUAAAUGCGUCCAAAAUCGAAAUGAUACGUUUGGCCACAUAGUUAAUGAGGCUAAGGAGGAUGGCCUUUUCGUCAUUGUUGUAAGCUUAAUGUCCGUCGGGAUACUCCGCCCUCCCUCGGGAGACCUCAAAAAGCUGAACUGUCCAACUGCCGAUUGAACUAAGAUCGAAUAUAGACUCGAAUGGACAGCGCACUGAAUGAGUUUCAAAUCAUUCUAAUGAACAGAAGAUAUUCGAAAAAGAGCUCUGAGUGACUAUUCCUCCCACCAUUCUAAACAAACAUUUGGUUGCUUAUUUGCAAUGGCUAAUUCUAGGUGCACAGUCUCGUGUUCACUAUUCUUACCUACUGGUGGGUGAGUGAAUGUGAAAUAACAGACGAAUAAAACAUUUGUCCCAGCAGUCGGUUCUCCCUCCUCUCAACUAUAUUGCCUCGACCUCGCUUUUUUCGCCUGUACUGGCCAGGUUUGAGGUGUAACUUAGUUUUCUUUGUUUUCUUGUCCCGAGUACUUAUUUUUAACUUUUUUUAGCUACUUGCAAUCAUAAUUGCGGAUUCGCCGAAGGAAAAGGCUAUUGUCAACUUCCAAGGACGAGUUCUGGGUCCCGGAGCGCAGGGCCACUGCGUACUGCGAUCAAAGGAAAGGAGCGAAAAGGAGACCUCCUAG
This is a messenger RNA of Spirometra erinaceieuropaei, 4933 nucleotides long. The record is from the annotation of a GenBank genome assembly. Lineage: Eukaryota; Metazoa; Platyhelminthes; Cestoda; Diphyllobothriidea; Diphyllobothriidae.